Molecule: messenger RNA, 7540 nt
Organism: Conger conger (European conger)
Lineage: Eukaryota; Metazoa; Chordata; Actinopteri; Anguilliformes; Congridae
Gene: nrip1b
Product: nuclear receptor interacting protein 1b
Exons: 3
Coding region: 683-4024 (1113 amino acids)
Biological process (GO): regulation of transcription by RNA polymerase II
Cellular component (GO): nucleus
Molecular function (GO): transcription coregulator activity; signaling receptor binding
Source: RefSeq, a predicted model, not a curated record
UACAGGGUGCGGAGCCUGAUUGAUUCGAUGAGAAAAUCUAGAGUAGCGAGGAAAAUUUUUUGGUUCGUUUGGAAAGCUUUUGGCCGUUUUGCUGAAAUAUAACCAAUAUAUUCUUUUUAAUUAUAUCUGCGAAUGCGAACUGAACCACAGACUGUCGAAGGAUUUCCCCGCUUCCAAAGAUGCAGCAUAUUUCCCUUGGAGUGCUGUCUACGUCCUCCCGAAGCAGGUUUCUGAAUCUUCAGUACCAGAACCUUCGUCAUACAUACAGCAUAGGCCUUCUCAUAUUUCAACAAGGAUCCCAUCUGCCCCUGCCUGAGGUUGGGAAAGAGCUGAAAAUCUGCACCCACAGCCUCCACAGCCUCCAAACGGAUAUACCAAACAUUCACCAUCCCAGUGCAUCAACCAGGGCCUAGGUGUAAUCCUUCUGACUCCUCAUUGGCUGCUGGAAUAAGUCCUAGGUCCAUCUAGGUUUUGCUGGCACCUAGGAAUACCAGCUGGAUAGCCCUCUAAAGGCAUUACUUAUGCCUGAGUUUCUACAUCAAAUGAAUCUGUGGCAUCUGUAAUACUGGAGACCCCAUUCCGAUUUUCAUUUAUUACAAUUGAAGGUAAAUUUUACCAUUGAGCAUUGACAUAUUUCUUCAAGAAACCUUAAAAAACCAUAGAACGGAGCCUGAAAUUGAACAUGACUCAUGGGGAAGAGCCUGGCUCUGAGACGCACCAGGAUUCUGUUGUUUUAACUUAUCUGGAAGGUUUACUAAUGCAUCCAGUGGCAGGGGGGCCAGGGGCCACAGCAACAAGGAGAUCUGAGGCAGAACAUAGCAACCGAGAACAGGGCAACAAGGAUGUAAGGGCUUACCAGCAGCAAAAUCAUGGCACUAAACAGGAGAGCAGGCGUUUACUUCCCAGUGGAGCCACACAGCACCUUAGAAAGGCCAGGCUGCUUCACUCCGAAGCCUGGAAUGAGCCCGAGAGCCAGAGGGGACCGGCACCUGCAGGGAAUCUCAAUGGCCAAAGUAGCGAUCACCACACUGAAGCCCUAGAUGGCUCACCUCAGGGCGAAAGCACCAUGCUAGCAUCCCUGCUCCAGUCAUUCAGCUCACGACUGCAGAGUGUGGCGAUGUCAAAGCAGAUCACGCAGAACGUGAAGGAGCAGGAUGCCCAGGUCAAAGAGAGCCCCCUGGCUAACAAGGAGGCCCUCCAAUGCUAUGAGACUGCUUCCAGUCGCCUAAAGGGCUUGAUGAAGAAAAGCAAGCUGCAGAACCAUAACAGUGUGCCUCACCAUCGGCAGCCCAGCCAAGAGAGGCUCUCCGAGUCCUCCCAUGCAACGCAGACCACCGGCGAACCAGCUGCCUCUGACUCUUGUGCAGCACGGCUAAAAGCUGUUGCCAAUCUGGUAAAGAUCAGGUCCAGCCCAACUCCCUCCCCAAAGCCCAGUGUGGCUUGCAGUCAACUGGCCCUGUUGCUCUCUAGUGAAGCUCAUCUGCAGCAGUAUUCUCGAGAGCAGGCCUUAAAAGCACAAUUAUCUGCCCGAUCUGCCAGCGAGAGGCUGGCAGCUAUUGCCACACAGAAAACACAGGAUAAGAACCUGCCCAACAUAGGCCAGCCUCAGAUGGCCCCAGACAUGUUAAGCUCCUUAAAUGCACAAAAGGGAACACUCCUGCCACCUGCAUUAGACUCCAGUAAACAAAGCCCGACCCCCAUUCCAGGACAGAGCAGGGCAGUCAGCUCCCCACGGAGUCCACAUCCUUUCAGGGAAAAACGGCCAUUUGACAAACAUAACAGGCCCUCUCAGAACUGCAGCAGCUUGCUCUUGCUCCUUCUGAACAACCACAAUCCACAGAAGCCAAUCAACGGCAGUGGUCACCUGGAUGAAGACUACAGUGUGUUCCCCAGCCAUGGAUCACCCCUGCUGUCUGACAGUGAAUACUCCAACCAUGAGAACAGCCUCAACAAAGACAGCAGCGAUGCUGAGAGCUCUUACUCAAGCUGCUCUCCAAUUGAUCUCUCUGUGAAGAGCCGAAUCCGUGGCUCGGUGCCAAUGUCCUCCACUUCGUCUCUGGACAAACUUACAGAGUCUCUGAUAAACAAGUGGAAGCCGGAGACUCCAGGGUUGCAGCUGAUUGAGUCCAGAGAGCUCAAGAACAGCCCAGACAUAAAAUCCCAUCAUGAGGUCACCCUCAUGCAGUUGCUUCUGGAUCACAAAAAUAAUGAGAAGGUAAACCAAACUGCAGAUAAUCCAGAUUUACGGCAUGACAUAACCACUAAACCUAAUAGCGCACCUGCAGGUCGACUGACCCCAACUGCUGUGUGUAAGGAAACUAGGAUGCAGAGUCCUUCAGUUGGGCUGACUACUCAUCUUCCCUUGCCUUCAUUGUCCCAUGGACAGGACAUAAAUGGUACUGCAUCUCCAUACAGUUUGUAUGCCUCUGCUCAUGUCCAGUCUAGCCCACUGGAUCUGUGCAAAUCAAAGUCCUGCUCAGGUGAAAAUGUUCAAGAGCCUGCGUUUAGCGCCAGUAAACUACUACAGAACCUAGCGCAAUGUGGAUUACAAAACACAUCUCCUUCCCCUCCACCAAAAGCCCUAAUUUCCCCAAGCAAAAGGCAUAGCCUUGAACUUCAGGAAAAGCCCAUGACAUUGCUGGAAAGACUCACUGCUCCAAUCCAACGCAACAGAACCCCAGUUUUAGAGGGAUCCCAUGUCAGCUGUGUUCCAUUUGUGUCUGAGUCACCACCUCUCGCAUCUGAGAUUGAGAAUCUUCUGGAGAGACGCACAGUACUGCAGCUUCUUUUGGGGACUGCCAGUCAUAAAGACAAACCCAGUGCCAAGCAGAAUGGAAAAGCAGCUAAGGGCUCUUUAGAAAAGCAGGCUGACAAAUUGCUAGUCUGUGAUACUCCCAGUGGACCUUUGUUGGACCUUAAGAUCAAGACUGAACCCAGAGAGGAAGGUCAUCUGUCCAACAGUUAUGAAGAGGCAGAACAAUGUCAAAUUGAGCACAGGGAACAUGUAAGACUCAGACCUAUGUCUCUUCCCUUGAGAGAUGUAAAAGCAGAGCCCUCUUCUACAGAAGGUGUCCCAAAAGAUGGUCUCCUCAGCCAGCUUUUAAAGCACCGGCCAAGGAACUUCCAAGCUGACACACUGAUGGAUUUACAUGUCAGUAACAUGAAGGAAGAGCGAGGGGAGUACCAGGGUCCAUCUGUUCCAAAAAAGAGGAAGCUCUGUGUGGGACUGGAGGAUCACUUGAUCAGUGACCCUUUUCUGCGAACAGUGGACAGACCUACUCAUCAGGAUGCCACUGACAGUUUUUCCAUCCCCGGGACACCUGAGCAAAGAAAGCCAAUGAGCCCUCCAGAGGCCCAUGCUCCUAUCAGGCAUCCCCAGAGCACAUCCCCUCCGCAAGAUGGGCGGGGGUUCAAUGUUCUGAAGCAGCUCCUCCUAUCUGACAACUGCCUCAAGGACCUCUCCCAUCCAAGAACCUCCACCAGUCCUUCCACCAUACAGGCUAAAUACCAAGCAAAUGGGAAUGCCACAAAGAAGUCAGACUACAAUCCUGAGCUCAUGAACUCUCAGUGGAACCCUGGUGCCCUAGGAGUGGUUCCUGCCCAAUUCAGAACAGUGACCACAGCCCUGGCAAGCACCAGCAUGACAGGGUCAUCCUGGGGUUCCCAUGUAGCAUGUCAGGAGUCUCCAAAACUGAAUCUGAUCCCUGUCAAAAGAGAGACUGAGGGGCCCAUCCAGUGGCUGAUCAGUGGUGCAGAGAAACAGGACUCCUACCCUGACUCUCCACGCCUGACUAAGUCCAACCCCAUCUUAUACUACAUGCUCCAGAAAGGUUAUUCUCACAUGCGAAAAGAGGCCAGAGAGCAGGGUGACACAGAGCUCUGUGGGAUAAAGGUGAAAGAGGAGUCUGUGGGUGACAGGGGGGAUGUUGACCACAGAUUGAGCUGGAAACAUCACUCCCCAUUGCAGAACAAGUCACAUGGCCGUGAUGGCGAGCAAGUAAAUGGGUCUCUGGAAAAAUUAUAGUUUUGUUAAAUAUGAAGACAAGGGAACGCCUUUUCCAGACUGUUUCAUUCUUUGCAGUUUGUGUAUGUUUUAUGAAGUUUACUGAUUUUAUUACUUUGUGUUUUGUUUUCAAAGAAGUAACUAGUUCAGGCAUGGAGAUAAUGAAAUAAUGAUGACUUGGACAUUGGGAACCCAAAGUGUAUUUUGUAUUAAAAAAAAUGGUUUACUUUUGUACGUAAUCUGUUAGUAUUUGUCUGGCUUAUGUCUUAUCUUUAAAGGUUAAGUUUGUCUGAACUGAAACUGUAUGAAAUCUUAAUGCCUUUGAGGAUUUAAAAAAUAUAUAUUUCCCCAGAUUUGGUCAGGAUCACCUAAACUUUACACUUCCACAUGUUACUUCAACUGCGUCAUGCUGCCACAUCAAGUAAAUCAUUCCAGUAAUGUUUCAAUAUAGGUAGAUGUCUCCUUGCUUUUCAAAUUGUGUCUAAUACAGUUAUUGGAAGAGGUUCAGACCAAAUACAUAAAUACAUAUACCAUAAAGGCAGUUGUGAAGUCAUUUUACUUUGUAUUUCAUGUUUUCACAUUUACAGUCUGAGAGACAUAUUCAGUAGUAGUUCAAAACCAUUUCAAACUCAUACAGGUCAGGCAAUGGGAGGGACAGCAAAUCAUUAAUACCACAUCCAUAUGAGAGACUCAUGUAUAUACUAUGCAUAGCAGAAUCACUGUGAUAAGGCCAACAUUUCAAGCCAUUUAACCCUGACAAUAUAUGGAUGUAGUCUGCAUCUGUUUUUUCAAUACUUCAAUAAUGUCCACUGCCCAGAAAGAUCAUGCAUGGACCAUUGAUUUCUCCUCACUGUCAUUGAAACCAGUGAACAGCAUGUAGCCCUGGAAUGGACAGUAUAGAGGGGCUGCUUUGUAUGCAGACUUUCAAUGUCAUCAACGUGUCCAGUCAGAAUUCAAAUGUUUCUACUUACCAGAGUCACAAAACAUCUCACAAAGAGCAUAACAGGAGGUGAAGUCCAGAGCUUGAGCUUUUGAAGUGAAUUUGAAAAGCUCCAGGUACCACUUUCCAUAAGUUGUAGAGUUUCAGUCUAUUUGAAACCACCCCAUGAGUCAGUCUGUUGCAAAAUGAAUGAUAAAUAUAAGACCUGCGAAGCCCAGCAUUCAAUGAAUGGACUGCUCAUUCUUGACUUCGACAAGGUCAGAGAUACAAUCAGUGUCAAUGGCAAUCAAGGGACAGAGUUGACCAUUUAUUAAUAUUCAGCAAUGUUUGAAUUAAGCAUUAUUAAAUAUUGGUUUAACAGUCCUCUUGCACACAGCACAAACAUUUAAUUUAGUUUAUAAAUAACCUCUUGGUGUUGUAAGGUGUUUUAAUGGCAUGUCAUGAGAUAUCUUGUAUAUCAGUGUUGUGACCUUUUGCUUUAGAAAUGCAUUUAAAUUAUUAUUUUGUUGGCUGUAUUGUGAAGAAUUGUUUUCCAAACACACAGUGACAUUUCCACAUGGCCCAGGUUAUAAAAUGGCAUUCAAGACAAUGUAGAAUAGAUACCAUGGGUAACGGGCUUGUAGGAUUAAAACCUAGAGAGCUCAUUCACCAUCUAAUUUGAAUGCACCUUCAUUUGUGCUCACUAGGGCACUUGGGCAAAAUCUAUGGCAUUCAAACUCUAGCCUUUUCCCUGUGAGCUCUUUCAAAUGUACUAACAGCAUCUGAAUGCACUUUCACUGUCAGAUACUGCAUCCAUAGUGAAACUACACUUAAUCAAAUGCAUUUGAAUCCCAAUGGAAAGGUGGAUGUGCAAAUGAAUUGUGCUGCAAACAUAUUUUGAACUGGAACUGCUGUAGUCUGCACUUCUCAAGGUCAGUGGUGAGGUGCAUUUGAGAUUCUCUGAUAACUCUCUAAUGAAAAAGACAGGGUGCUGAACACACUCCCACAGUUCCAUUUACAAUUCUAGUAUUUUACUGUUGAAUUCAGUAAUUUCAAGAAUACUUGUUAUAAGAAUACACAUUUAUCGCUGAUAAAUAAUAAAGGUACAAGAAAGGACAUUCAUAGUUAAUUGCACACUACUACACUUUCACAGACAGCGGGGUUGUAAUGUGACCAUAGCAUGUGUAGAUGGCAUGCACAACGCAUGUUUUAGCUGUAAUUCCUUUGUUUCUGAGCCUUGGCAGUCCUCCUUACACAAUAAACUUGUAGAAUGUUUGCAGUUCUGAGCUACAUAAUUGCAUGUUGGGAAAUGUAGUGUAAUAUGGAACCUGUGUCCUGAGUUUAUUUAACAUUUGUUCUUUGACAUGCAAAUAUUUGCAGAUGUUCUUCAUAAAUCUCAUUAAAUGAAUUUGAAGAGGAUUUUCUCUGAUGAAGAAAAUGACACUUGCAUGUAUUUGCACAUCAGAAAAAUGUUCAUUUGAACCUUGCAAAUGGAUAGCACAAUGUGAAACCGAACAAAUUUAUCACACUUUUUUCCCCCAACUGACUUUUUUCCCCUACCUAACUUGGUACCUAAGAAGGCAAUAGGCUAGAAUUUGAAUGCCAUAUGUGAAAGGGCUUGUGAGGUACACUAUGUAGCAUCAUGUUAUUCACUCUUCAUUAAGACAAUAUGAAAGGUAAUAUCUGUAUGUAAAGCAAUCUGUAUGUAGCCCAGAUCUGAUCCUCUUCGUAUAGGAGUAAAAUGAUAUCGCUAUGAAUGAGUACACUGGCAAAUCAAAAACAAGCAAGUGGCAACAUUUUGUAUGACACCUGAAUUUGCCUGACUUGGUUCAAUAAAGUCUUAAUUGUGAUGUUAUUGUUUUUUCUAUAUUAUUUGUAAAUGUUCUUUAUAUUAAAUAAUGUUUAGAGUGGUUUUAAAAAAGAUAAAUUAUAUAUAUACAUAUAUUUGUGUAAAUAGUACUUUCCUUAUGAAAGAUAGCUAUUUUGUAUUGUUUAAGAAAAACAUAAUGUAAUAGUUUUUGAUUCCCUAAACCAAUGUAAAUUGUGUAAUAAUGUACAUACCAUGACAGAGGAUGAAAUGCUCUUUUUUGCAUGUGUCUACAUGUUGUAAGCUUAUGAUAAUCUUUGUUCGGCAACAUGUUGUGUUACGUCUAAUGCUCUACACUGCUGCCUGUUGCAUGCAAAUGCAUGGGAAGACCAUGUGUAUCAAUUCUGGAUGUGAGGAAAAUGUAAAAGUCUUAACAUAGGUCUUUUAUCACAGAGCGCUCAUUACUUAAAAUGUGAAUAGUUGCUAAAAUUGAAUUAUAGACUGAUGGGCAAAUAUUUAAACUCUGAAAGCAAAUGUGCAUUGGAUAUCUGUUUUUAUUAUUCUUUUUAUCAGCAUGAAAUGAGACUUACCAGUUUGCGUAUGGUACAUUUAGUACAGUGCAAAUUCAGGAAGAAUUGGGCAGCGUAGUGAGUUGUCAUGCAUUAGGCUUCAAAAUCUAAUCUAGGGUCAGAUCUUUACAUGCGGCAACUUGAAACAUUUUUUUUAUGUUUUUCAUUUUUGAUGUUCACCUGCACAGAUUUGAAAUAAAGUACUAAAAUGCUCAGUUUGAAUAAAUGUUUCCUUUCCACCC